CCCCCCCCCUUCUCUCUCUGGCAGGUUUACAUAGCUGAGGGUAUAAGCUGCUGUCUAUUUUUGGAAUUCAUAGUGGCCAUUUUUUUCUCGUUCGCUCGCUUGGUAUUCUUCCCUUUUGUGUUGAUUGAGAUUUUUAGAGCGAUAUGUGCUGUUUUUAUUCAUGUCAGAGGAAGGUUUGUCCAAGCUACGAGCAUCGUAGCAGCUCAUUAAUCGCCACCGUAUAGAUUUUCGCUUCUCAAUGGAACACAUCUUCACACUCGCUGCGAGAGACUGGAGCACAGUUUGCAUUUGCUUCGCAUCUGCGUUCCCAUCCAUGAGCGAGGGACAUUUUAUAAAUGAAGAUUUGAAAAACAAAACAAAAAAGGAAGUAGCCCACCGGCUGGGAGACAACCCUGUCGGUCUGUAACGCUGGGGGCUCAGGCAACACAUUAUCAGGGACCGAGCCGUCCUUGUUCACGCCCUGGACCCUGGACAGCUUGGAAGCGCGUCCAAUUUAUGACCGUAUUUGCUCAGCAGCAAGGGGGGUCAAGGUAUGAUACAUGGAUCUCACAAGAAGAGCCGAAUAAGUAGAAGGUUUGACUUCUUCCACAAUUGAGAAACUUUGGUCCUCUCAAAGCUCUUUGUUUUGAUCAAUCAAAGAGCUUUCCCCCCACUGCUUCCCACUGCUAACCCUUGUGCAGACAUCAUGGGUACGGUGCUGUCUCUGUCUCCCAGCUACCGCAAGGCUGUGCUGUUUGAGGACGGCCCAGCCACUGUAGGCCACUACACAGCUGUCCAGAACAGCAGAAACGCAAAAGAUGCUGCUGCAGCAGCCGGAAAAUCCCUCAAACGCCCCUCUAUCAUCAGUGUGUUGCCAUGGAAACGCAUUGUGGCUGUAUCGGCAAAGAGGAAGGGCUCCAAGAAGUUGCAGGCAGAUGGCGGGGAUGGUGGGAAAGGGAGCCCUCUGGAUGGCCAUGCCACAGCCACGGCCAACUCAGCCUCCAGUAGCCUGAAGCUGAAGAAGUCUCAGUCCUGUGCUAACCUUUCCUCUUACUCCUCAAGCCAGGACACUACCACCACUACCUCCUCCAACCUGCCCAUCUCCAAGACCUUGGCUAAUGUAGCUACUGUUGCUGCCAAAAAGAAUUCCCUCACAGGUUCCGGGAUCCAAACGUCUACUGCAACGGGCACACCAAAACGUGUCAUUGUCCAGGCCUCCACCAGCGAACUGAUGCGCAGCCUGGGUGAGUUCCUGUGCCGCCGGUGCUACAGACUGAAGCGUUUAUCUCCGACCGACCCGGUGCUGUGGCUGCGCAGCGUUGACCGCUCCCUCUUGCUACAGGGCUGGCAGGAUCAGGGCUUCAUCACUCCAGCUAAUGUGGUCUUCCUCUACAUGCUGUGCCGUGAUGUGGUCUCAUCCGAGUUGACCUCAGAGCGCGAGCUGCAGGCUUCACUGCUUACCUGCCUUUACCUUUCCUACUCCUACAUGGGCAACGAGAUCUCCUACCCCCUGAAGCCCUUCCUGGUUGAGGCGGAGAAGGAAGCCUUCUGGGACCGCUGCCUAGAGAUCAUCAACCGCAUGAGCGGCAAAAUGCUCCAGAUCAACACCGACCCGCACUUCUUUACCCAGGUGUUUGCUGACUUGAAGAACGAGAGCAAGAAAGAAGAGGAGAAGACCAAACUCUUCAUAGGGCUUGACCGAUAGAGGGAGCUGGGAGGGGGAAGGAAGGAUGGAUGGAUAGAAAAAGGAGUUAAUAGGUUGAGAAUGGAUGGUCUAAUGUAAUGCAGCGUAGGGAUACCUUGGUGCAGGACUGUUGUCUGGUGUCUCUACUAGUAAUCAUUUACCUAAUGCCCUGUUUGUAACCCAGAACAAAGAGCUUUUGGGAGUAACCACUGCGUUUUAAUCAUCUGAAUUUGGGUAAUGAGCAGGGCCACAUGGAAUCUGAAGACGCACAAUUCUUCAAAGUUUUCCGCAUAUUUUCUUCAUAUUUUAAACAAAUAAAGAAAAAUGUAGCUUAUCUCUACCCAAACCAGCUUAAUUCUGCAGAUUAUCAUUUUGGAUCAUUGCUGAAAAUUGUAAAAAAAGAUUCUAUUAACUAACAGACAGAGGCACUAACUAAUCUGUGUCUCGCCUGAAGGCAGAAAUUGGCCUACAGGGAACCUUAACCACAGCAAUGCCGAUCAAACCACAGUUGCUGUAGGGUGUGGCCACAGCAUCCUUAGCCACAUUAUUGGACAUGAUUGGAUCUGAUUAGAUUCUCAGGGGUGACAGGCUAUUCAAUGCCUGGAUACACAGGCACAGGAUUUGACAAUAACAAGCUUUAAGUUAGAGAUCCCAUAAUUUGCUUUUUAAGGACAAUGUAAUUGAUAACACAGACGGAUCUUUUAGCAAACACCUGGCCAAUAGGGCUGGUGCUGUGCAUGUCCAGACGGAAUCUGCAGAUCUCAGAUAUCCUCAGACUUUUCUCAGAUUUUCCAAAGAUUUUCAACAAACUAAAAAAAAUAAGACAUAAUGUUAACACAUUCACGGGAAGCAGAAAAAACAGUCCAUUAAGUUCCACAGAUUGUCCAGAUUUUAAAUGACUAAAAAAUGUAAUAAUGAAACAUAUAUCAUAAUGUUAACAAAUGUCCACUGCAACCAGAAAUUCUGCAAAUUUUUCCGCAGAAUUUCUACAGAUUUUAAAAGAAUUAGUGAAAGAAAAAACAGUCCGCUACAUUCUGCAGAUUUUUAUUCUGUAUCACCGCUUCAUUUGAGUCUGCAGAUGUGACAUUAACAGGCUGUGAGAAAGGGAUAGUUAUAAUUUUUACUUUUUGCCUCAGGCUGAGAGACAUGCAGCAGUCUGAACUGUACCUUGUUUCAGUGAGAUAAGAAAUGCAAUCAAUCACUGAAAUUAUUUUUCUCUCUGUUGAUAGAAAAACAUGAAUUGGUUUAGAAAUGCCAGACAACACUGAUUUAUGAAUUAAGGGUGAAUUUUAUAUAUAUAUAUAAUUCACCCUUAAUUCUUAAUUCAUAAAUAUAUAUAUAUAUAUAUAUAUAGUGUACUGAUAGGAUGAUAUUGUGAGAUAGCAUCUAGGCAUUUCCGCUAUAGAGAAAUGUCCUGGUAAUAAAAAUCAAAAAACACCUUGCAAGGUCACUUCAUAUGUCGUUGCAUAUGACCACCUGCUUAUUGCCAAUUCCACUUUCCCCUAUUGCUUUAGCUAAUUGCACUCCCCAACACUGGCUGUGAGGUCCACUGUUGAAACUUUAAAACCAUUAAAUAAUACAACAACAUGGAUGAGCUAGAAUCGACCACAACCCAACUGGUUGGCAAACUUGUGAGGCUGUGAAAUUUAAGUCGCUCUUUGGCAUAAUUGUACUGUAGUGGAUUAAUUUGUCCACAUCUUACAUAAAGUGCUGUACUAUAAGAGGGAACAUUUGGGUUUAUCUAGUCCAAUCUGCUGUGAUUUUGGAGAUCAGUUAUUUAUUUGAAAUGUUUAUAUGAAAUGCUUAAUCUGUGUGCAAGCUAAUCCCUUGCACACAGGUUAUUAAUCAUUAAACAUGCCCUUCUCUAAGAUGUUUACAUUUACAAAAAUAUGGGAAAAUGCAAUAAUGACCACACCAAGGCAUAUAUUACACUGGAUAUGAUUUCAUUCCUUCCUGCACCCCUUGCAUUUCUCCUGCAGUCCAUAAUGGUGCUGUCCUGAGUGACCACAGAGAGAGAGAGAAAGAAAGAAAGAAAGA
Messenger RNA from Etheostoma spectabile (orangethroat darter), 3700 nucleotides. Its product is annotated as cyclin-dependent kinase 5 activator 1. Gene Ontology annotation, biological process: brain development; axon guidance. The record is from RefSeq and is a predicted model, not a curated record. Gene Ontology annotation, molecular function: protein kinase binding; cyclin-dependent protein serine/threonine kinase activator activity. The transcript has 3 exons. NCBI's taxonomy places the organism in Eukaryota, Metazoa, Chordata, Actinopteri, Perciformes, Percidae. Gene Ontology annotation, cellular component: growth cone; cytoplasm; protein kinase 5 complex. Bases 686 to 1684 code for a protein of 332 amino acids.